AUGCCUGGAAUUCCUCUGCACGCCCUUGAUAACCUCAAGGCCAAGCUCAAGGCCGCCUUCAAGAAGAAGGAUAACAAGGAGGAAGCCAAACCCGCCGACCCCAAGCCUGCUGAGACAAAGCCUGCCGAUACCACAGCUGCCGCCGAGCCUACCAAGACCGAGGCUGCUCCUCCUGCUCCCGCCACUGAGCCAGCUCCUGCAGCUGAACCCGCUGCCCCUGCAGCCGAACCAGCUAAGGAGGAGGCCAAACCCGCAACUGAGGUCAAGCCUGAGGCUCCCGUUGCUGCUGCUGAGCCAGCCAAGACCGAGGAGCCAGUUGCUCCUCCUGCGACUGAACCCGCCAAGCCCGACGCUGCUCCGGCCACCGAAGCUCCCGCUCCCGCUCCCGAGCCUGCCAAGACCGAGCCCGCCCCGGCUGCUGCCCCCGCUGCCGCAACUGCUCCUGUCGUCGAGACUCCAGCUCCCGCCCCAGCUGCUGCCGAGACUACACCCGCGGCCCCUGCUGAGGCUCCCAAGGAGGAAGAGAAGAAGGAUACUCCUCCUGCCCCUGCUCCUGCCCCUGUGGCCUCUGCUUAA
Messenger RNA from Fusarium proliferatum ET1, 576 nucleotides. RefSeq lists its product as uncharacterized. The coding region runs from base 1 to 576 and encodes 191 amino acids. Lineage: Eukaryota; Fungi; Ascomycota; Sordariomycetes; Hypocreales; Nectriaceae. The record is from RefSeq and is a predicted model, not a curated record. The transcript is spliced from 4 exons.